AUGGGUUCAAUCGGUAAUCCUCAGGCGAACGGCGUUGGCAGUCUCCUCACAGAUUUGCCCCCAUACAAGCCCACUCCAGCAGACAUCACCAUCGACAACCACAAAGUUGGAGACAAGGGCAAGAUCCUGUUCAAGAAUGUCAACAUCUUCGAUUCCACGGGGGCAGAUAUGUAUCAGGGGGACGUGCUGAUCGAGGGCGAACGUAUCAAGGAGGUCGGCCAGAUCAACUUUACUCCCGACGACGACACACUCGUCAUCGACGGCAAGGGCACCAAGACGCUCAUGUCAGGUCUCUGCGACUCACAUACGCAUCUGAGCUGGAACAACUCGCCGACACUGGACGGACUGACGAGUCUCGGUCUGGAAGAGCACGUCCUGCACACGGCCGAGUCCGCAAAGACCUACAUCGACUGUGGCUACACCAUGUGUUUCGGCGCGGCGUCGGCACAAGAGCGUCUGGACAUCGUCAUCAAGCAAGCAAUCAAAUCCGGCAUGAUUCCCGGACCCCGAACACUGGCAAACUGCCAGGAGAUCACGACCACUGGCGGAGCAAUCAUCCCGAGCAUAAGCCACUAUGCUGACGGAGAGGAUGCGAUGCGGAAGACGGUUCGGCAUUUUAUCGAACUCGGAGCUGAUAACAUCAAGCUGAGCAUGACCGGAGACUACGUCCAUCCUACCAUGGGUGCUACGGAGACAUAUUUCACCCUAAAGGAGACUCGAGCCGCCGUGGAAGAAGCCCACAACCGGGGGAAGAGAGUCUGCGCUCACGCACGCUCGGCCGCCUCCGUGAAACUCUGCUGUCAGACCGGCGUGGACGUGGUAUACCACGCCUCAUUCGCAGAUGAAGAAGGGCUGGACAUGCUCGAAGCUCUCAAAGACCGCGUCUUUGUCGCUCCAGCCAUCAACUUCCCCUACAACACCUGCUCCGGCGACGCCGUGCCGUACGGCAUGACGCCCGAGAUGGCCAAGAAGAAAGGACUCGUGGAGGAAGUCGACAAGGCCUGCAAAGCCAUGCGCGAGCUGCACCGCCGCGGCGUCCGCGUCCUCCCCGGCGGCGACUACGGCUUCGCGUGGGCUCCGCACGGCACGUACGCGCGCGAUCUCGCCCAUUUCGUCAACCUGUUCGGGUACACGCCGAAGGAAAGCCUGAUUGCCGCGACCGCGCUGGGCGGCGAGAUUAUGGGCCACCCGGAAGAGCUGGGCAAGGUCCAGCCGGGGUACUACGCGGACGUGGUCCUCGUGGACGGCGACCCGCUCGAGGACAUUGAGGUCUUCCAGGACACGUCGAAACUGCACGCCAUCGUCAUCAACGGCCACGUGCACAAGAACGUCGCCGUCGCCGGGGCUGACGGCCAGAGUCUGACCGCCGAGGGCCUGGCGAAUAAGAGGACCAUCUACACGAACCUGCCGCUCGUGCCGGAGAAGGAGCAGCAGAAGAUGAACGAGGAUGCCAGGCAGAACGGCAUCGGGGCUGAGCCGCAGGCAGUUUGA
Messenger RNA from Fonsecaea multimorphosa CBS 102226, 1491 nucleotides. RefSeq lists its product as uncharacterized. The transcript has a single exon. The record is from RefSeq and is a predicted model, not a curated record. NCBI's taxonomy places the organism in Eukaryota, Fungi, Ascomycota, Eurotiomycetes, Chaetothyriales, Herpotrichiellaceae. Bases 1 to 1491 code for a protein of 496 amino acids. Gene Ontology annotation, molecular function: hydrolase activity, acting on carbon-nitrogen (but not peptide) bonds.